GAAAGUGAAGAGGAAGUGUCUUGUAGCAGUGAUCUCUGUUAACGUCACCCUCUGAUCUCUCACAUGGAUGUAUAUCUCGUUCUCUUCGUGAUUCUGUGUGAUUUCAUCGUCUUUGCUGAAUCGGACAGAUGUAAUUGCUUGCUUUCAUCAGAUUGCCAACUUUCACAACACACAUGGGCGUUUCUAUGUUACAAUGGAUGCAAACCAGGCUGGGGAGGAUUUUCUUGUGAUCGCUCUGUAAAAACAACGACAACAGCAGCACCUUGCCACUGCGCAGACAGUUUUGACUGCAGAUAUUCUAUGUGUUUCUCUUGUCAAACGGGAUGGUACGGUUACCGAUGCGAUAAGAAGAAACACACCACAUAUAGAUACAGCUACGAAAGUUCAGAUUCUACGGAAAAGUGGCAGAUAAUCGGUUGUGGUGUAGGCAUUUCGGUUUUAAUACUUCUAACAUGCUGCUGCUGUUGCCGUGGAAAGAAGUCAUCGCAAGCACAUAAUUCAAAUUCGCCCCUCGCACCAAGCUCACAGUUGUGGAGGACGGAAACCAGUGCUGACAGUCAAUUAGGAAACAUUUCCUUAUCAAGUUUACAGCUCCAGUCAAGGCGAAAUACAGAUACAAGUACUACGAACCAAAGUGCUCCUCUUGCACUACAAUCCACAAAUGAUGCCCAUUUUGACCCCCCGCCUUCCUAUGAGUCGGUCAUGUCGCAGGAAAACGUUCGCUAGAUAUUCAACUAAUAGAUGGGGACUAAAAUUAUUUUAAUCACUCCUAAACAUUUUUGUGACGUCAUCUUGUUAUUUUGCGCUUUCAAAAUU
This is a messenger RNA of Ostrea edulis (European flat oyster), 816 nucleotides long. RefSeq lists its product as uncharacterized. The record is from RefSeq and is a predicted model, not a curated record. Lineage: Eukaryota; Metazoa; Mollusca; Bivalvia; Ostreida; Ostreidae. The transcript is spliced from 7 exons. Bases 64 to 726 code for a protein of 220 amino acids.